UCCUUCAGUAAGUCAUUUGAACUACGUAUAACAUAACCGAAUAGACCGAAAAAAUUGAUUAAUAUUAAGAAGGAUGACGUGUAUGGCUUUCUAGUCUUAUGCCGGAUUGCCGGUCAAAAAACCUUACAUAAGAGGCAGAACCAGAGAGCAUUCUUGGCAGAAACUUGGAAAAGCAAAUACAUUUUACUUCCUUUUGGUAUCAGAUCGAUGGAGGGCUCAUUUUUCUGUCUGUUUAACAGGGCUCUCCUCUUACUCUCUCUCCAUGUCCUCAUGACUUGCUUCAUGCACCAAGGUUAUACUUAUGGAGCAGAAGGGAAGCUUGCAAGCCACACUGUGUCAGUUAGCUCUCUAUUGCCUUCUCCUUCUUGCUCACCUUCCACCACCAAAGCUAGCAACCGAAAGUCGACUUUGGAAGUAGUUCACAAGAAUGGCCCCUGCUCUCCCGUUCAAGACCAAAAUCCUCUAAAUCUCACUGAGAUCCUGCUCCGAGAUGAAUCAAGGGUCAAGUGGAUUCAGUCCCGAUCCUCCAACAGCAGCAACCUUUUGAAAGCUUCAAAGGCAGCCAGUCUUCCAGCGAAGUCCGACAUCAUCGCCGGUGAUUAUGUAGUGACAAUCGGCCUCGGCACACCCAAAAAGGACCUAACUCUCCUUUUCGACACAGGAAGCCCCCUCACAUGGACCCAGUGCAAACCGUGCGUGGGAUCUUGCUACACUCAGCCUGACCCAAUCUUUAACCCGUCUCAAUCAUCGUCCUAUGCUAAUGCCUCGUGCGCCUCGACAUUAUGCUCCCUUGGAUCUUUAGUUGGUUCGGGAUGCUCUGGAUCGACAUGUCUAUAUUCCAUCACAUAUGACGACAAUUCAUCUUCGGACGGCUUCCUCGCCACUGAGAAGUUGACAAUAUCACCGACGGAGGUGAUAGACAAUUUUGGAUUUGGCUGUGGCGAGAACAACUCAGGCAUCUUUGGCAGAGCAGCAGGGCUUAUUGGACUCUCUGACAACAAUAUCUCCAUCGUGGAACAAACUGCGGCCAUAUAUGGCAAGUAUUUCUCCUACUGCUUGCCCUCUUCCGCUAGCUCCACCGGACACUUGACUUUCGGCAAGGAUGGCGGAGUGCCGAGUUCAGUUAGGUUCACACCGUUAUCAAAGGUCCAACAAGACUCGGAAUUCUACGGAAUAAGUAUAGUAGGAAUCAGUGUAGAAGGGAUUCCUCUAUCGAUACCAUCAACGGUUUUUUUGAGUGCAGGUGCCAUCAUCGACUCGGGAACUACCAUUACCCAAUUGCCUCCAACAGUUUAUAGUGCCUUGAGAACCGCAUUCAGGAAAGGAAUGAUGAAUUACACGACAGCCCCGGCGGUUUCCACGUUCGAUACUUGCUAUGACUUUAGCAAAGUGCGCACAAUUGCUGUCCCGUCCAUAACAUUCUCUUUCGCUGGGGGAGUCGACAUUGAUUUGGACCUUAGCGGGAUAUUGGUCAUGGUGACGGCCUCGCAAGUGUGCCUAGCAUUUGCAGCGAAUGGUGCCGACAGUGAUCUGGUCAUUUAUGGUAAUGUGCAGCAGAAAACGUUUGAAGUUGUGUUUGAUGUUGCUGGAAGAAAGCUAGGCUUUGGUCCAAAUGGCUGUUCCUAAGAUGGAUGGAUUAAAACGAAAGUCAUUAAUAGAUAUAAUAAGGGAAGU
Molecule: messenger RNA, 1674 nt
Organism: Syzygium oleosum
Lineage: Eukaryota; Viridiplantae; Streptophyta; Magnoliopsida; Myrtales; Myrtaceae
Product: aspartyl protease family protein At5g10770-like
Exons: 3
Coding region: 208-1626 (472 amino acids)
Biological process (GO): proteolysis
Molecular function (GO): aspartic-type endopeptidase activity
Source: RefSeq, a predicted model, not a curated record